This is a messenger RNA of Cydia splendana, 1365 nucleotides long. Its product is annotated as carbonyl reductase [NADPH] 3-like. Gene Ontology annotation, molecular function: carbonyl reductase (NADPH) activity. The transcript has 2 exons. Bases 149 to 1003 code for a protein of 284 amino acids. The record is from RefSeq and is a predicted model, not a curated record. Lineage: Eukaryota; Metazoa; Arthropoda; Insecta; Lepidoptera; Tortricidae.
AAUGCAUAUCAGUUAGAAACUAGAUAACAAUCAAACUCAGGUAAAACAAUACAUAAUCUUGACAUUCGGUGAUAAACUUAUCACUAAAUUAUGUCACAAGAAAACCAACAUUUUAUUUUCUCGCACACGGUCAUAGAUAUCGGUCGUGAUGGCUACUAAAGUGGCCAUAGUCACUGGUUCCAAUAAAGGAAUAGGCUUUGGAAUUGUGAGGGGUUUGUGCAAGAGGUUCCAAGGACACGUGUAUCUCACAUCCAGAAACGAGCAGAGAGGAAAAACGGCAGUAAGAAAACUUAAGGAAGAAAGUCUUUACCCAAACUAUCAUAAAUUAGAUGUCACUAAAAAAGAGAGCUUGGAAAUAUUCCGUGAUUAUAUUCAAAAACAAUAUGGCGGAAUAGAUGUUUUAGUAAAUAACGCGGCUAUAGGGUUUAGGAAGGAUUCUACAAUGCCAGCGAUAGUUCAGGCCGAACGCACGCUAUUCGUCAAUUAUUUCUCCCUACUAUCCACCUGUGAAAUCCUCUUUCCUUUACUAAGGAAUGGAGCUAGAGUUAUAAAUGUUUCCAGUAAUUUAGGACAUUUGUCUCAAAUACCUAGUUCUACUAUAAGGAAUAAGUUGAAAGAUAAGAAUUUGACGGUAGAGGAGUUGAGUGAGUUGAUGACUCAGUAUGUGGAUGCGACUCGGCAGGGGGCGCAGCUUUUGAAGUGGGGGAAAUCUUCUUACGCGGUGUCAAAGGUUGGAGUGGUGGCGUUGACGAGGAUACAACAGAGGAUGUUGAAUGAUAGAGAUAUAAAAGUGAACGCCGUGCACCCCGGCUACGUGGCGACGGACAUGACGGCGCACACGGGCCCGCUGACCAUCGACGAUGGCGCGCAACCAGCUUUGUAUCUAGCCCUGGACUCGCCAGACUCGUUACGCGGCGAGUACGUGUGGAGCGACAAGACCGUCGUGGAUUGGGAAGCGAGUGAAAUGCCAAAGCAUGUUAAAAAGAAUACAGCCACAGAAUAAAUAAUAGUACUAGCGUACAGAAAGAACACUUCCUACAAAACCGAAGUUUGACAGCGGUUCAGGGUCGGAUCAUGCUAUGCCUUUCUAAUGUAUGGCACUAUCCCUUUCGGCUAUUUAGGGUUGUCAAAAUUCAAGUGAUUAUCUUAUCUGUGGUCGUGCACGCAAAAGGAAUUCAAGUGGUGCCAACCCUAAUAAUUGCUCGGAGCAAUGCUGACCCGAACUGAGCCGAAUUCGACCGAAGUCAGGAGUGUCUCCCCACUGAUACAGCUUGAAAGUAAAUUGUUGUCGGAAAAGUUUGGUCACACCUUAUUUAAAACGCUUAAUAGUCUAAUGUUCUAUCUGUUUCCUUUUUAGGGUUCCGU